CAUGGCGAAACGAAAUAAAAAGAAUUCAACCGAGGACGAUAGUUCCGGCUAUUUAAGCGAUGAGGGCACUGGACCUAGGAUUUUAAAAAUUAUAUUACCUAAGGUUCAAUACGACGAACCAGAAAUACUUGAUGAAGUAUGGAAGGAAAAGAAAGUAUCAAUAACAGCGAAAAAAAAGAGCCCUCGUCUUCUCGGCUACCCUCAAACCAAUUAUUCUUUAGAAAAAGAAACGGAAGAUUGGUCUUGGCUUAGGCAUGCUCUUCAUCAACGACCUCGAUUUGAACCUCUUUUGCCGACAAGCCCGAGGAGGAAAGUCUCACCAAAUCAUGUUGAUUCAUCGCUUAGAGUACAAGGUCAAUGGCUAUAUCGACCUACACUAUCAAACCCUAAACCAAAGGAAGUGAAAGAGCGUUUGGAUGAUCGUAUGGAAUCGAUUGCCCGUCUCUUACCUCGUGUUUCCGGUGAAUUAGCGAUAUUAAAGGCGAAACGCCGUAGAGAAGGUCAAAGAAAAAAAAAGAAUACAAAGAUUUUCUGCGACGACGAUGUUCGUCAAACAUUAAUAUGUGUUCGUUUGAAUGAUAGAUCACUUCAAAGCAUUGAACAUCAAACAGUGCACAGCAACGUCGGUCCACGGCAGCAUAUUCACGUUCAGCAUUAUUUCAAAGAGACACCACUUCAUAUAGAAUCGUACUUUGGCAUGGACGAAAAAAAAUUACCACCAGUACGAGCUCCACCGUCUACACCAACUGACUCUUGUACAAAUAGAGAAGCAACAACAACAAACACGCCGGACAAGUUACCUAUUCCUAAAAGACAUUCUAUUAAGUUACCUCAAAUUAAUGAAACUAAAUUCCUAACUGCAUCUUCAACAACUUCUCACUCGGCAGCAGACUUUGAUAGAAUUUGA
This is a messenger RNA of Dimorphilus gyrociliatus, 907 nucleotides long. The record is from the annotation of a GenBank genome assembly. NCBI's taxonomy places the organism in Eukaryota, Metazoa, Annelida, Polychaeta, Dinophilidae.